AUCCCUUGGUCAGCAGCACUGGAGGGCCUGUGAUUGAUUCCUUUCAGUGCUUCUGUUGCAGGGUGUCGAAGGACUGCUGGGAAUCGAUUGUGAUUUUCAGAUUGCAAAACAAGGGACCAGCAGGCAUGCUGAACUUAAGAAGACGGAGACACAGCCUCUUCCCCAGCUAUAAGGUCGGUGUCCCAGUGCAAGUGGUCUAUGACCCCGACCUCUCCACCAAAAAUACUUGUAGGAAGCAAUGGAAUUCCAUGCAGGAAUUGAGCCGGGACUGCUACGAUCUUUAUGAUGAUGAGGAGGAUCAGGAUGAAGAUUGCAAACCUGCAGGAUCUUCCUGCGACUCCCCAUCCAAGAAUUACAUGCUAAAUAUCAAUGUAGGCGGGAAGGUCUACCAGAUCUCCCACAGGGUGGCAGCUAAGUAUCCAAAAACCAGGAUAGGGCGACUCGCCACCUAUACAGACCAUAACCAGAAGCUGGAUCUCUGCGAUGAUUACGUCAUGCAGAACAAUGAGUACUUCUUUGACAGGGACCCAGAUGUUUUUCACAGCAUAUUCAACUUCUAUCGAACCGGAGUGCUGUGGAUAAGAGAUGAGCUUUGCCCCAGGAACUUCCUGGAGGAGAUCAACUAUUGGGGGGUCCGGAUCAAAAACACUCACCGCUGCUGUCGCAUCUCCUUCGAGGAGAGGCAGGAUGAGAUUAACGAGCAGCUGAAGGUCCAGCGUGAGCUGCAGGCGGAGGUGGAGAUUGAGGAAAAUGAGGAGCUAUUCCGGGGGAUGUCAUUUGGUCACACUCGAAGGAUCAUCUGGAACCUGAUGGAAAAGCCCUUCUCCUCAAUAACAGCUAAGCUGAUGGCGGUAGCCUCCAGCUUCUUUGUUCUGGUCUCUCUGGUGGCCAUGACGCUGAACACAGUGGAGGAGAUGCAAUAUCAGACAGCGGCACGCCAGCCAAGCGGGCGAACCUACGGAGAGUACGUGGAAACCUUCUGCAUCGGUUUCUUCACCAUCGAGUUCCUGCUGCGACUGGUGUCCACACCCAACGUCAGUCGCUUUGCCCAGAGUGCGCUGAACGCAGUGGACCUGAUCGCCAUCCUUCCGCUGUACCUGCAGGUGGCCCUGGAGUGCUUUGAGAACGAAGACUAUGGGAGACACGACAGCGACAUCGAGAGGGUGGGCCGGGUGGGCAAGGUGGGCCAGGUGCUGCGAAUCAUGCGCCUCAUGCGCAUCUUCCGUAUCCUGAAACUAGCGCGGCACUCCACGGGCCUGCGCGCGUUCGGGUUCACGCUGCGCCAGUGCUACCAGCAGGUGGGCUGCCUCUUCCUCUUCAUCGCUAUGGGCAUCCUCACCUUCUCUGCCAUGGUCUACACGGUGGAGCACGACGUCCAUCACACCAACUUCACCAGCAUCCCCCAUGCCUGGUGGUGGGCAGCGGUCAGCAUCUCCACAGUGGGCUACGGGGACGUGUUUCCCGAGACCCCCCUGGGCCGGCUCUUUGCCUUCGCCUGCAUCUCCUUUGGUAUCAUCCUGAAUGGCAUGCCCAUCUCCAUCCUCUACAACAAGUUCUCGGACUACUACAACAAGCUUAAGUCCCACGAGUACACCUCGGUCUUGAAGAACCGCGGAAGAGUGCGGUUCACCAGAAGGGCAGCUAGGAAGAUGGCAGAGUAUUACGCAGAUCGCUGGCGUUAGCGCGUAGCGUCUUCCACCCUCCUCCACAGCUCAGCUGAGAAAUCUGCUGCUAAAGUGGGUCACAGCCAUAGUGGCUGAAUGAUGAGGAGGAGAGGUCUAAGCGCACAGGCACCACUGCAUUGUGACGUCCGGCUUUCACCUGGUUUACGCCGCAUGUGGAUUCCGUCUUCAUUUAAAGUUGAUUGGUGACGGUACCUGACCUGUACUGUUUUGCCGCAAUCUGUACUGCAAAAAUAGUUCACCUAAUUUAGGUUAGAAAGCGUAACGGACUGCAUGCAGUCGAGUAUAAUACGGUCUGUUAGUUCAGCGAAAAAUGAAAAUGACACUGUUUGAAAAUGCCGACCUGAAAUUGUCUGUCUGGUUUGUGGCAGGAGUCAAAAGUCAAAUUUAUUGGAUUUAAUGUUGUAAUUACUAUGUUUAUAGAAGGGAGGUAGUAUGCUGCAAAUUAGCUUGGCAGAAAACUGAUUUUUAAAUAUAUGAACAUAUGAACAAAAACAAACCGCUUUAAAACCAAGAUAAUACUGAUUGUUAGAUAUAUUUUUUCAAAGGCUGAGAUUAACCGAAAGUGGACACCCAUCCCAAAAUGACAUAUUCAGGGUACAUGCACUAUACAUACACUAUAUAACAUUAUGUUUAAUACUUGUGUCCCAACCUUUCAUGACACAUGUGCAGUGUAAGGGAGUGUUUCGCAGACCGGUCCUAGGUGACCCCAAGCAGUCCAUGUUUUUGCUCCCUCCCAGUUCCCAGGAAAAAAUGUGGCAAAAAUGUAAACUGUCUGACAGGGAGCAAAAAUGGGCACCAUUUGGGGGAUCCCCGAGGUACGGGUUGAGAAACACUGAUGUAAGGUAUGACCCGGGAUUAGGUACCAGGUCCAAAACCUAAGGAUGUAGCCCAUGGUUGCCCAAUGUUCCGGGGGCAGGGGGGGCGUGUUUGUACAUUUGUCCUCCAUCAUGUUUAAUCUCACUCCAAUUUACUGGUUACUUUGCUAAUUAUGCUAAACGUUCUUGAACUAAUUAAGGUGAGGCAAUGGCUUGAUGAGAGAUCCCAGCGCACACAGCCUGACAGAAAAUCUUUCGCACCAUUGCUGGGUUUUUCUGCAGUUUA
Molecule: messenger RNA, 2786 nt
Organism: Brienomyrus brachyistius
Lineage: Eukaryota; Metazoa; Chordata; Actinopteri; Osteoglossiformes; Mormyridae
Gene: kcnv2a
Product: potassium channel, subfamily V, member 2a
Exons: 2
Coding region: 126-1682 (518 amino acids)
Biological process (GO): potassium ion transmembrane transport; protein homooligomerization
Cellular component (GO): membrane; voltage-gated potassium channel complex
Molecular function (GO): voltage-gated potassium channel activity
Source: RefSeq, a predicted model, not a curated record